This is a messenger RNA of Thelazia callipaeda (thelaziosis nematode), 480 nucleotides long. The record is from the annotation of a GenBank genome assembly. Lineage: Eukaryota; Metazoa; Nematoda; Chromadorea; Rhabditida; Thelaziidae.
AUGUCCGGUAAUGGAUCCACUCUUCAGAAAGCGAUUGAAUUGGUAACAAAGGCGACAGAAGAAGACAAAAAGAAAAACUACCAUGAAGCACUGAGAUUGUAUGAGCAUGGAAUCGAUUAUUUUCUUCAUGCUAUUAAAUAUGAAGCACAAAGCGAAAAGCAAAAAGAUACGAUUCGGCAGCGUUGUGCGUCAUAUUUGGAUCGAGCUGAGAAAGUUAAAGAAUACUUGAAGUCUGGCGCUGAUAGAAAGAAAGCAGUGAAAGAUGAUGGUUCAGGCGCAAAAGGUUCAGAUUCAGACUCUGAAAAAGACAAUGAAAACAAAAAGUUACAAGAAAGAUUAUCCGGUGCUAUUAUUAUGGAAAAGCCUAAUGUAAGUUGGGAUGAUAUUGCCGGUCUUGAAGGAGCCAAAGAAGCUUUGAAGGAAGCGGUUAUAUUACCCAUCAAAUUUCCUCAGUUAUUCACAGGUUUGUGCUUUUAUUAA